GAUACGGACGCUUACACUCUCCUCGCCGAAGACCCGACGAAGAAGCAAGCUGCAGCCAUCAAGAAAAAUAUUAAUCAGAUCGCUCGCCAAAAAGUGGUAAAACCUGAAUACGCCAAGUGGAUGAAACUUGGUGAUUCCUGCAUCGCUCGUGCAUAUGGUCUUCCAAAAGUGCACAAGCCGGAUGCCCCACUGCGGAUCAUUGUACCACUCAUCGGGUCACCCACUUACAAUAUAGCUAAGUGGAUGUACAAGAAUUUGAAACACCUAACUCAUGGAUCAGAGUACAACAUCAACAACUCGUAG
Dibothriocephalus latus is the source of this 303-nucleotide messenger RNA. The record is from the annotation of a GenBank genome assembly. Lineage: Eukaryota; Metazoa; Platyhelminthes; Cestoda; Diphyllobothriidea; Diphyllobothriidae.